Stegodyphus dumicola is the source of this 7332-nucleotide messenger RNA. It is a transcript of the gene RecQ4, whose product is annotated as RecQ4 helicase. Gene Ontology annotation, molecular function: four-way junction helicase activity; zinc ion binding; nucleic acid binding. Gene Ontology annotation, cellular component: nucleus; chromosome; cytoplasm. The record is from RefSeq and is a predicted model, not a curated record. NCBI's taxonomy places the organism in Eukaryota, Metazoa, Arthropoda, Arachnida, Araneae, Eresidae. Gene Ontology annotation, biological process: double-strand break repair via homologous recombination; DNA replication.
UUUCAGCUUAAAAACCAGGAAAGUUAAAAAUUCAUGUAAACAAUCAUUUCUGAUCUGCAAAUCUUUUGUCAGAUUUCAUGAGCAAAAAAUAGGAAGAAUUUUUAAAACAUGCCUUGAAUGCACUUUUAAAUUAUUAUUUUUCUCUUCAAAACCUGUACGAUGAUAUGUAAUUUUUGGAAGGUUAGUAUCAAUGGAACAAAAUAACGAAUUAGAAAAAUUAAAAGUUGAAAUUAAAACAUGGGAGCAAGAUUUUUUAAAAAGAAACUUAAGAAAGCCUGGCAAAGACGAUAUUAAAAAUGCCUCUAAAAAUAUAAAAGAUGCAUACCGAAAUUAUUGGAAAUUACGAAAUGAGAAAUCUGAAGCCAUUCAACUUUUAAAGGAUGAUGUAUGGAGUUACAAGUUAAAUAAGUCUAAGUUAAAGACAUCCAGAGUGAAAGCUUCUGACUCUGCAACGAAUAAAAUCUGUGAUAAGAUAAGAAGAAAGUCUUCUACACUAAAUUUUAAAGCAGUUUCUUCUGUUCAUCAAAAAAAAGAAAUUUCACAAAAUGGGAACCAUAUAGAUUUAAACAAUGCUGAUCCAUUAGAUGAAAAAGGUAGUUCUGAAUUAACCGAAAUUAAUUCUGACCUGGAAUAUAAAGCAGACAGUGUGACUAAGAAGAAUUUAAUGAUUUGUUAUGAUGCACCUAAACAAGUCAAAAGUAUUAAUAUAUUGUCACCUGCUAUUAAUUUAAAUAGUUCUAAAAGAACUUUGCAUUUUAAUCAAGAAAUUGAUAGAGAAUGGUUCGAAAGGUGUCUGAACAAUUCAAAUAAAGUACUUUCUCAAGAAAAUAGUUCUGGGGAGGAAGAGGAAAAAAUUUUAUCUGUUUUCAGAAACAUAAGUACUGAUGUUCCAUUGCAUGUUGAAAAAAAUGAAAUGUGUACCUAUUCUGAAUGCAAAGCUCCAAAAGAUGAGAUUUCUAAUAGCCAAAAUAAUGAGUCAGCUCCCUGUAGUGAGAAAGAGAAGCAGACAGAUUUUGCUACUUCAGAUGAUGUCAUAUCAUGCAGUUUUAUCAGAUCUAAAGAAAUGGAUUUGAAGAUUGAAAAUAAUGUAAACAAUGGGCAAAAUUGUAUGCCACGUAAUGAAAAUGGAAUUUUAGAUGAUCUUUCACAAACUUUAAAUAAUGGUCAUAAUAAGGAUUGUGGAAAAGACAUUAAAAUAAAAAUUUCCAAGAAAAGAAAAUUAAAGAAAGAACACUCUGAGGAUUUCCCUGUGCUUAAAAAGUCAAAACAAACUGCUCAUUUAGAAAAAAAAAUGUCUUCUGGAACAGUGAAUGAAAAUUUUGUAAGACUGAAUAUCAAGAAAAAAAAAUUUUCUCGUGGUCAUCAUUCUGUUAACAUCAAAAAAUUAAAAUGGAAAAAGUGGAAACAAAUGAAAAAAGACUUGGGAAGUUCUGAAAGUUUUUCACAGGCACAUGGUGAUUGUUUCAAGUGUGGGCAGUCAGGUCACUGGGCUAGACAGUGUCCUUCAAAUAAAUCAUCAGUAGAAACUGUGUUUGAAGAAGAGGAUAUUGACGUUCCACUUCCCACUCUACAAGAAGCUGCUGCUCUCGCAAAAGGAAUAAAGCCUGACACAUUUGGAUCAAAAACUAUAAAAAUAUUCGAAACUUCUGUUUUGCAGACUCCGUCUACAUCUGAUGGAUGUAAUCUAGUCACAGAUGAAAUUAAGAAUGCUUUUCCUGCAAAUAUUGAAAAUUCAGAUCCACUGAAUUGUGAAAGUGUUGAUAUUUGUGGUAAAACAGUUAAGCCUUUGUAUGACACAACUAAUGACGGAAAGAUUAUAGACACUCCAGAAGAAGUUUUUGAAGUUUUAUAUGAAAUGGGAUAUGAGGAAUUUCGACAAGGUCAAGAAACUGCAGUUAUGCGAGUUCUUAGUGGUUUAUCAACUUUGGUAGUGUUGCCAACAGGUUCAGGAAAAUCAUUAUGUUACCAAUUGCCUGCAUAUAUGUAUGCUAAACAUUACAAGUGUCUGUCUCUCGUUAUCUCACCCUUAGUUUCUCUCAUGGAAGAUCAGGUUGCAGGAUUACCACAAUGUUUACAUGCAGUGUGUAUUCACAGUGGGAUGUCAGAAACUCAGAAAGCUAAAUCUAUGCAGGAUAUAAAAGAUGGCCUGGCUCAUAUAUUGUUAAUAUCACCUGAAGCAGUUCUAAGUAGUUUUCAACAUUCAGGAUCAUUUUUAUCUUCAAAUUUGCCACCAAUUUCAUUUGCCUGUAUAGAUGAAGUCCACUGUUUAUCACAAUGGUCUCAUAAUUUUAGACCAUCUUAUUUGCAACUUUAUAAGGUUUUAACUCAAAACAUCGGAGUUAAAUGCAUCUUGGGUUUGACUGCCACUGCUACUCAUUCUGCUAUUGAGGACAUAAUUUCUCAAUUAGAUCUAAAAUGUGCUGAUGAUUCAGUUGUUGGAUAUAGCAAUGUUCCUUUUAAUCUUCAUUUAUCUGUUUCUAGGGAUAAAGAUAAAGAUAAGGCAUUGUUACAACUUCUAAAUGGUGAUCGCUUUCACAAAUGCUCAUCUAUAAUCAUUUAUUGCAUUCGACGUGUCGAAACAGAACGCUUGGCAGCAUUAAUACGAACUUGUAUGCAGGAUGACUUGCUUCCUGAAGGAGAACAGGCCAUAAUGUCAAAAGCAAAGAAAAAGAAAAGAUGUUUCCGAUGGACAGCAGAAGCAUAUCAUGCUGGGUUACCACCACAAAGAAGACGUUCUAUUCAAAAGCAAUUUAUGUCUGGUAAAUUAAGAGUUGUUGUCGCUACAGUUGCUUUUGGUAUGGGCCUGGAUAAGAGAGAUGUACGAGCAGUUAUACAUUACAACAUGCCCAAAAGCUAUGAAAGUUAUGUUCAGGAAAUUGGACGAGCUGGAAGGGAUGGUUUGGAUUCACAGUGUCAUUUAUUUUUGGAUUCUGAAGGUAAUGAUCUGUUUGAACAACAAAGGCAUAUAUAUUCAAACAGCACUGAUCGCAAUGUUAUAAGAAAAUUACUAAGAAAAGUCUUUGUACCCUGCAAAUGUCAUUCUUUAAAUGAAGAAUUAAAUCGGAAUUCAGGUCAUGAACAUGAAGAAAGAGCAAAAAAAGCAUGUCCAAAGCAUGAAAUAGCCUUUUCCAUGAAUGACACCGUACAAGAACUAGAUAUGAAAGAAGAAAACAUAUCAACUUUACUCUGUUACUUAGAAUUGCAUCCAAAACAUUGGAUUGAAAUCCUACCUCCAACUUAUGCAACAUGUACAGUCCGUUGUUAUGGUGGUCCUAAACAAAUGCACAGUUUGGCUCUUAAAAACCCUGCAAUUGCUACUGCCUUUGCUUUAGAUAAACAAUCUGGUAAAAACUGGGACAAAACAUCACAGUAUCAAUUUUCUGUAGUUAAAGUCGCGUCAUUCAUGGGGUGGAAUGCUGCAUCUUUGAAAAGAGAACUUAAACAUCUUGAAUGGAAUGAUCAGAAGCAUAAAACAGGAGUUUUGGUGGAAUUUUCUGGCUUAGCAUUCCAUAUACGUGCACCAGGUAAUCUUACUGAAGAAGAACUGGAUUCCAUUUUAGACUUUUUAUAUCAGAAGGUUACAUACAGAGAAAAAAGGGAAAUGCACAAUCUGAAAUCUUUAUUUUCAUUAUUCGAAAAGUAUUCUGUUCCUCAUUAUUGGGCAUGUUGUGAGGAUCCAAAUGAUGAACACAGCAAAGGCAUCAAAGAAACAAUAAACAAAUACUUUGAAAGUAACCAAACUAAUGAGGAGCUAGAAUGUGUUGACAUGAAUUCAGAGGAAAUGAUCCCUGAGGUUGAAAUGUCAGAUGUUCGAGCUCAAAUAAGAGAUAUAAUAUGCACAAAUAAUGAUCAGAACUUCACUGGGCGAGCAAUAGCUCGCAUUUUCCAUGGAAUAAGUAGCCCGUGUUUCCCAUCUGAAGUCUGGGGAAAGGUUAGAAAAUUUUGGCGCUGCUUACUACGCGUCAAUUUUAACACCAUUUUGAAGGCAGCUAAUGAAGAAUUGAGAUAUCUCAAGUAAAUAUAGUGCAAAAUGGCAAAUAAGGCAUUUAAGAAAGAAGGAGAGGUUUAAAAGAUAUUGUUUUAUACGAGAAUGAGGAAGAUUUACUUUCAUUACACAUGCACUGCACAUACGAAUCUUUGGAUUCUCGAGGUUACUGGAAACCAAAGAUGCUGAAAAUUUGCUUUGUCUUUCUUAAAAACAAUCUGAUUGGAGCUGUGAAAAUUGGUUCUAUGCCAGAUGUCCAAAUGACUCUAAUGCCAAGAUUCGCCAAGAAAGUGAUCGCAUCCAACGUUGAUGUGAAAAUAGCGUUUUCGAAGAUCAUAGUAUGAAAUUGCAUGACUUUUCCAGAUUUUAACUAAAAUAUUUAAAUUCCAUGACUUUUCUCGGUUUUUCAGGUAGCGUGGCAAUCCUGAAUCAAUAUGAGAAGCCUCUCCCCCCCCCCAUAUUUCUGAAAUUGCUCUCAAACAAUUCAUCAAAAGCAUCAUUUAUGCACAUAAAUUCUCCACAUAAAUUCCAAAAGAUAUGAUUUAAGAUGAUGUCAAGCCAUACCGUUGUUUUAUUACGCCAUCUGGCUGACCUCACAUUAUUUUCACAGUUUGGAUGUGAACACUCGUUGUUGGGUUCUAUGAAAAUGUACUUGCGAUUCACAGAAAAAGUAAAUGUAACUAGCUUUUCCAAACCACUGCAUAGAUUGUUGAUCCUUCUUGCACAUGGUGGAUAACUUUCUGCAUAAGUAUACUAGCAUCUCUAUUUAAGAUUUAAACAAGAAAGCACUUAUCAUCUUCCCUGCAUAUUCUUCCAAAAAAUCCAUGAACAAAUUUUCAUCGAUUUCAACUAAUUUAUUGAAACUACCUAUUCGCCCAUUGAAUCCUUGCAUUAGAUGUAAGAAACACUUCCUGCAUGUAAUUGUUCAAAUCCAUUCCAAGAUUUUCUCACAUAUUAAGCUGUUGUCACAUCAUAUGAUGGACAUCAACUCCUCUGCCCAAGAAUGCAUAAAUCAAAUAGCAUUGAUUAUUCUGGAACCAUUGAAUGAAUUUCCAACACAGAGGCCCUUUUUCUUUUUGCAAUUUUUAACAUUGCAUCUCCAAAUGAUUUUGUUGUGAAUGUAUAGUUUUAUUCACAACAAACAACAGUUGUGACCAUUUUCACAUACUCAUUUCUCAGGUAAAAGACCUUUUCUUGAGAAAAGGGCUAUGGUAUCUACCUCUUUAUUUUAUAAAUUUCACAAAAAAAAGCAAGGAAUAGUUUUAAAAAAUCCAUGCAAAUUCAAACAUUUUAUCAAAAAUGAAACACACUGCUAAUAUAAGAAUACGUGGCGAGAUAUCUCGGUUGAUUAGCAAUUCAAUCUUGAGAGCCGUUAUAAUAAGGAAGUACCAAAAAAAUAUGCUUUAAUAUGCACAUAAAAUGUUUUGUAGGGUAGAGUGCAUGAGACAGUGUCAGUGCUUCCCAGAACUAUUAGAAGUGUGCGUGUCCCAGCAGCAGUUACCUUCAAAGAUGACAUUACAUAAUUUUUACAUUUCAAAUUAAACUUCCUCACAAAUAUGUUCCCUUAACUUAUCAUUAUAAGAAUAGAAUUAGCUAAUAUUUUACUGCAAGUCAACAUACACAAAGUUAUGUACAGCAAAAUAAGGAAUAUUUUUAAAAAAAUCCAUGCAAAUUCUAAAAUUUUAGCAAAAAUGAAACACUAUGCUAAUAUAAGAAUAGAUGGUAAGAUAUCUCGGUUUGAUUAGCGAUCUAAUCUUAGGAGCGACUAUAGUAAGGAAGUACCAAAAAAUGUGCUUUACUAUACAUAUUUUUUUGCAUAUUUUGUCAUUUACCUGACCAAUAAGUAUGCGAAAAUGGUCGCAACAUGAAACUACACAUUCACAACAAAAUUAUGUAGAAUGUUUACAAAACUUUAAUAGCACAUUAAAUGUCAAGAUUUUUAAGACCUAUAAAAUAUACUUUAAAUGCACAUUUUAACUAUAUGACUUAGGAAUAAAAUUAAUAGCUGAGCCUUUGUGAAAGCUAUUUAUUUUUGCAAUACUUACCUGAAAGAGAAUAUUUGACAAAGCAAUAAAACAUAUUAUUUUUGCACGUAUAGAAAAAUAGCACUACACUACACAUAGUUUAAAUAUAAUUAAAUAAAAUAAAUCGUUGGGUAUAUUUUAUAUAAAUUAAAGCAAAAGUUUUCAUCCAUUUGCAGUUAAAAGUUCCAGCUAAGAGGAAAUUGAUCUCUGUAUAAUAUAUUAUACAGACAUUCAUUUCAUACAAAUAGAAUAUAUGUAUGAAAUAUAAUAAACUAAAACUACUCAAUGUACGAAAAUUAUUUUAUUUCUUGUUACGAAAUUUAAUAAUGCUAUUCAAAAACAUAAAUAAAAAUAACAUACUGAUUCUAUCAAAAAAUUUUGUAAAAAAAAAAAAAAAAAUCUUCAAAACUUAGCUUUGCUUGUGAAUGCUUUAUGAAUGGAUGGACAGAUGCAUUACAAGAAAGGUCUCCCAACUUUCUGAAUCUGAUAAAAAUUACAAUAGGGUGGUCCGUGAGUGGAACAAAAAAAUGCAUGUAAUUUGUCAGAAACAUUUAAUAUGAUACAGAAUUUGAUACAAGUUAAAAAUAAUUUAAUAGUUAAUUUGUCGUUCACAUUGAUAAAAAAUUUAUGGAAGCUUUGGGAAUUUCUAAUAAAUCUGGUGGCAGUUGCAGCUUAGAAGACGAUGUUACCUUUAGAACAUUUCAAGAAUCCAUAAAAUUUCAGUUUAACAGAUACAGCUUCCUUGCCAUGGAACAAAUAUGCAGGGGAAAUUACAAGAUAAUUUUGAGGUAGCACAAAAACUGAUUUGCUGUGGUGCAGAUUUAAGAACAAUAUGAAGUUUUAUAAGCGUUACAAAGCAAGAAAAAGUGGUGAAAGAAUCACAAUAUUUAAAAACUGAAAAAGAAUACUUUUUACCAUUUUUACUGCACCAAGCUGUAAUUAUAGAAAACACAGACCUUAUGAAACUUUUCAUUUUCUUUUAGACAUCACACAUGCUGAAAGCCAACUGUCAUUGAGUAACUGUUUACAAUUAAGCGUUUCUUUCCAUUUGAAACCUGUUCUAUUAUUUUUAAAAUGAUGUAAAUAUAGGAUAAGGAUACUAUAUAAUAUGUGAACACAGAAUGUAAAUAUAGGAUAUAAAAAUAUUUUUGUGGCUUUUGGAAAAUCAAACUGUAAUUCUCAAACUUUCCUGAAUUCCUACAUGCGGCUCUUAUUGGCAUCACAUUUGGCCACCACUGCUAUAUAGGGAUCUUUCUGCACAAGGAAUUAUUAAUUUCAUUGUUAUGUAUUCUUGUGAAUAAAAUUAAAUGGAUAAUUAUUCUA